Symbiodinium necroappetens is the source of this 5280-nucleotide messenger RNA. NCBI's taxonomy places the organism in Eukaryota, Dinophyceae, Suessiales, Symbiodiniaceae. The record is from the annotation of a GenBank genome assembly.
AUGUCACGAUGCGUCGAGACCUUCCAGCAGGUGAAGAAGCCGAGCACGAUAAAGUAUUGUGUUCUGAUUGGUGACAACGAGGCCAUGUGCCAGAAGCCUGCAGCGAAGCGAGUGGACGAUUUCUGCAAUUUGCCUCAGAACAAGGAUCUCUGUCCACCGGAAUUAGCUAAUGUUGGAUCUCCAAUCGAGUAUGCCUAUGAGUUCGACAGUUGCAAAGACUUCGUGACAACUGAGUUCAAUGACAUCAAGCUCAUCAUGAUGUUCACCGUCUCGUCCAAAGAAGAUGAGCAGAUGCGGCUCAGGAACCCGACUUUUCGGAACUUUGUCCAGAACACGACCGGUUGUGAAAUGCAGCCAGUCUCACGCGUUGAGGAUAAGAAUGGCUACAAGACGACAGUCGUGGAGUAUGUUGCCAAGGAGGACACGCCCCAGUCCCGCCAGAACUGCUUGCACUUCAUUCUUGGGCAUGGACUGGAUGACGUGCUUGAAAAGUCCAAGUCCAUUGUGGAACUCCUGAAAUUUACAGGGCAGGAGUUCGAGGAACCGAAUUCACAGAAGGACAUGCGCUACAUAUCAUUUUUGCUGCUGCCCUUAAUCCUUUUUGCCUACUUGGGCGCGUCCGCUAUAGCACGCUGGUAUGCAAGCUUCCAGCACAAGGCGGCUCGCGUGAUGGGCAAGAAGAAGAAGAUGAUCAAAGUGACAAAGACCCUGGUCGAGAAGCCCGCGCGGAGAGCUUCCAGCGUGGACCGCUUUGCGGCUCAGCUUACAGAGGUCGAGCUGGCAGAGGUCUCCAACUUGAGGCCUUUGGUGAAGCUUGGUUCUCCGAUGACGGUACGGGCACGCCUCAAGGGCGGUCACUUGCGUCAAAGCCCUUCGGGCGUGGCAGAUGGCAAUGGGACCCCUUUCGAUCCCAAUGCGUUCUGGACUUUCGAGCCCACCACAGGUGAGCAGGGUGCUGACAUGAUGAUGGAGGCCAAGCAGGCCGUCCACAUCAAGAACGGCAGAGGAGAUCUGCUUUGCAUCAGGGAAAACGGAGAGACACACUUCCUGCCUCCGGCAGAGGCGGCGGCGACUGGCAGAAGAGCUGCUGAGUUCGUUGUGUCUUCCAUGUCCGGGGCGGAGGAGAGCCCAGCCAGACUGGGGGAGAACGUUCGGAUCAUGUCCGCGGCAACUGGGAAGUACUUGCGUGUGAAGAAGGAAGGUGACUGUGAUGCCAACGGCUCUCCGUCUGAGACGGAGACCCAGUUCGUCAUCGAUCAAGGUGGCCAAGCUGCUGCAACAGGCGGCAUUUUCACCUUCCGGUCAGAGCCGACCACAGACGCCCUUCUGCACGGCAACCCCAAUGGCUCUGCACAGGUCGCUUUAGCCGUCUUGCUGACUUUUGUUGAGCUUCGCGGGCAAACUUUGCUGGAUGCGGUGUCAGCAGACGAGAGCCUUUCGAUUUUUCUGUCAGCUUUGCGGAAAGCUGGCCUGGCUUCGUUUCUAAACGUUUCGGGUUUCUUGACGGUCUUUGCGCCCACAGACGAUGCGUUCGAUUCGCCGGAAGAUUUCUUGGAGCGACCAGACCUGCGAGAAAUCUGCGAGGUGCAUUUGGCAGUUGGCCGUCACGAGGCGGGCCAUCCAGUGCAGAGCAUGGAGGGUGCACGUCUGGAGGUCGUGACGCAUGAGCACCACAGCUUCGUUAACGGCAUCCAGGUGAUCCGAGCGGAGCAGGUCUUGCGCAACGGUGUCCUCCACAGUCUUGGCUCCUUUCUCCAGGUUCCAGAAAGGCUGAGACUCUCGGGUGCGGAGAAGGGCUGGCCCGGCUGGAUGGCAGAGCGAGGUGGCAAGGCCACUGGACGCCUGUCCUUCUCUGGGGAAGCCAUGGUCUUCAGUGGCCAUGACCUAGAAGAGGGCGGUGCCUCCAGCGUGCGGGCAUCCUUCAGGCCGCUGCUGAAUCUCACGGCGUAUGCUGGGCUACUCCUGGACCUUCAGUCAGAGCCAAUGGCAAACUCUACUCGGGCAGCUCCGCUUGGAUUGCAGCUCAUAUUGAAAGAUGCGAACUCGUCGUCGGCCUACGAGUCGGCCUUCGCGGUGCCCUUUUCCCAGGGCGGUCCGCCGGUUUCCUGCAGCGUCUUCCUUCCCUUCCGGGACUUCAGCAUCAGCCCGGCAGAUGCCAAGGCUUGUGAAGGGUGCGUGCUAGACCGAAGCCGCAUUGCAACCUUGGAGAUCAAUGUGAUCCUGCAGAGCGGCCCUUUCCAGGUGGUGUUGGAAGGUCUCCGGGCUGUUCGCCGGGCCUUGGAUGCACCCCUGGCAACAGCACCAUCAGUGCAGAUGACGACGGCCGGGUUCUUGAAACUGAUAGAUGGUACGAUACAGACGGCAGCUCCGAUCUGCAAGGAGGGCUACGACAAAGUUUGCCUCGCCAUGUACUCAGCCACCGCCCGGCAGGUCAUGGUGGCCCGGGGCCCUGCGCAGACUUUACAGCAGCUACGAGGCCUUGCGUGUACAGGCUUACGACGAGGCUCGGCCUGGUCCCUCCGCCGUGCCUUGGAUGCCGCGCACGCCGACCUGGCGGGCGAGGAGCGCAUCCUGGACGUCAGGUACCCUCUGGAAGCACAGGGCUCCUGGCUGUUGCAGCGCGGGCAGCGACCUCCCAGCGGCCUCUGCCAAGGCUUGGUUGACCGGACGUCCGUGGACAUCAACCUGGAGCUUGGUGCCUCUGAUCGGUCGAGCCUCAGCCGCUUCAGCGGCCCAUUUGUGGCGAUGUCUAUUGAAGGGCGCAAUGUGCAGCAUCGACAGGUGCAUUCGCCGGCAGAAUGUGCACAGCUCUGCCUCGAGACGGAUGGAUGCGCAAGCUUCGACUAUGGAGCAGAUGGCUCUGUAGUUGGCGAGUGUUGGCUGAAGUGGGCGAAUCGUACUUCCGCCGGCUCUGCAUUUCGUACCCAUCGGCUAUUUGAUUACUACGAGCGCCAGCAGGCGAGUGCAGCUACAAGUCUGCCAGCUGGACCUGCCAAGAACGUCGCGGAGCCAACCAGCUCACCGGAGCUCUCACUUCCGACGUCCGGCCAGGACCCGCCCCAAGAGCAAGCAGGCUCCGGAGGAGCGAUGAGCUUGGUCUUUGGUGCUGCUCUCGGUGGUGUCCUCCUGUUGGGCAUCCUGCUUGGUGCCGUAAGCAUAUUCGUACUUCAUAUACGGAAGGGAGGACGAGCUCAAGGUCGGGAGCGGACACCAAGAACGCCAGGCAGAACGCCAGGCAGAACGCCAGGCAACCCCGGAGUUGCAGGAGCUCCAGAUCCGGUCGCUCCAGUCGAUCCGGCUCAGCUGCCUCCCACCGUCAGCCUCGGAAGCGCCGCCGUGCCGCCAAGCAUUGACAUCGGAAGCACGAGCGUUGUGGUCGUCGGACAUCCGGUGCGCGAUCCAACGCUCAACUUCCAAAUUGCACAGGUUGCUUCCGGGAAAGGGACGUGGGCCUAUUGGCUUGUUGAGAAAACGGGCGACAACAUCAGCAGUCAAAGUACUCCGUCGUCCAAGGAUGCAGCAUCAGCAGACUCGACGUCGUUGCGGAUAGGGGACAUUGUGACAGUCAAGGCUUUGCACUCUCAACCGCUACAGGUGGAUACAGCUACGGGCCUUUGUCACACAGGCGAUCCUACCGCCGAGAUGACCAGUGCGAUUCCAGAGGGCGGCGCUGCCAGCAGUGCUGCAGGCAGCGCCGAAAGCGGCAUCCAAGAGUUUGUUGUGGAGCGCGUGGGCAUGGGCUUGGUACACUUGCACGACACCACGAUCCGCAAAGGGGCCAACGUCUGUCUCAAGCCAUACAGCAGGACUGACGAUGAGAGCCACAAGAACUUGGGAUACUUGAAGGUAAACGACGACGGGUCGAUUACCGCGAACGGAAAGGCAACGCAAAGCGAGAUUGGAUUCGUCAUAGAGGCGGGCUCUGUCAAUCACAUGCUGGCUCCUUUGGGUGCGGCGAUGUCGCAGGGUGAUGUCGACUUGUUGGUUGCCCCGCUCUGGAAUAAGUCUGACGUCAAGCACUACGAUGCCUUGUCUUCGAGUUGGACGCAUGAUGAGGAGUUAUCCAAGUUCAAGGGUGCCGUGGUGGUCGCGUCCGCCCAGGGCACCUAUACAGUGCCCAAGGCUGCCGGCGAAGGCAGCAAGGAGUGGGUAGCAGUCGUUGAGGAAGGAGUUGACCUGCGCAAAGCGGCUGCUCAGGCGAAGAAGCAAGGAGCCACAGGUCUCAUCAUUCGCUGCGAGCAGGCUCUUUCAUUGGAGAAGCUGGCCCACAGUGCCGAUGAUGAAGAGCCGCCGGAGUUGCCUGCAGUCUUCGUCACAAAGAAAGUAGGGGAGGCUCUGAACGAGCGGGGAAUCGUACUCAAGGGGUGCGAGUUCAAGAAGAAGUACAUGACGGAGGUCAUGCGAAGUCUUGGACGCUUGGGCGGAGGCCUUCAGCAGACUGACAAGUACAAGACUGCCUUCCAGGCAAUCGGCACAGCCAUUCUGGAGAAUGAGAAGGAAAAAGCCAAGGCCCCGAAGCCCGUCGCGCAGAAAGUGGCGAUCAAGCAGGAUGUGUCACAGGGCAAGUUCAAGUGGAAGGUGAACACCAACACGCAGUACAUCUGGUCGGGCUCUGGUGGAGGUGCCACCACGAUGCAGGUGAACUACGGACUCAAGGCGCCGCCUUCUGCCAUGAAGAAGAAGGUGGUGGAAGGAGAUGAUGGCAACGAGACCGCCCAUGUCGAUGCUUCUGCAGACAUAGUGCCCGACGUAGAUAUCACCUAUCGUCGCUCGAUCGUUGGCAGCGCGAUGGUCGCCGCCGAGGAUUUCAAGGCCCAUGCGUUGGCCCAGGAGCUGUCGGAGGUCCUCUUGGAAGACGAGGGCAGUGCGCAAGCGCAGGCGCAGGAGCAGCUGUCGGACGAGAGUGAUUUCAUGAUCGAAUACAACUUCACCGAGGUUGAAGUUGCUGUCUCCCAAGACAACGACCAGGAGCUCGACUCGGACGAGGAAGUUAUGGACGAGGGCACUGUCGUCAGUAAAGUCGGUGUCCCGCGUCGAUAUUUCUGGAUCGUGGCCAUGUUCCUUCUGUUUACCACCACUGCCCUUGUCUGGCUUUUGCGCGUGAACCUGAACUCGGAAAUCGAGCUUCCGGAGGAGUUCCGAAAGCAUGCUGACAUGGAGGAGGACUGUCGUCAAAGACGACAAUGUGAAUCGGUCACUUGCACGUUCGGGAUGUGUUUCUCGCAGAAGUCGGCAUUUCAGACAGGACCUCGACUUCAUGGCCACGCCGGCAUGGAUUGA